This is a messenger RNA of Mycena citricolor, 437 nucleotides long. Lineage: Eukaryota; Fungi; Basidiomycota; Agaricomycetes; Agaricales; Mycenaceae. The record is from the annotation of a GenBank genome assembly.
CGCAAAUGAACCAGAAUAUUAUGCAAUCCUGUCACCGCCUCCGCACGCGGAAAUGCGGCCGUCCGGGCUCUAACGACGACAACGACCGACGACGCGACGACGACCCUGGGUUACCAGAUUGAAUAUUGAUGGGCGAUUCGGGAACCCGCCGGCAGACGCACCGCGCGCGCGGGGUGUGUCAGGACGGGUCGGAUGGGGCCUCUCUGCUGAUCCUGCGCAGACGCUCCAGCUCCAGAGACUGCAGCUGGACGGGGGGAAACGUCGGCGAUACUGGGCUGUGUGAUGGAAAUAUUACUGUAAUGGCCCCCCGGCGCAUCAGCGCUGGUGUGUUUCUGUUCGUUCUGGGAUAGAGGGAAACUCACGGAGGAAAAUCUUCGCGGUUUAGGGUGCGAGCAGACCUGUUGCCAGUUGGGACUACUGGAGAUGCCUGGAUAAAC